UCAAUUAAAUUUUAAGGGUCCAGACCCCAAAAAUUGCAAUCCUUGUCCUUUUCUCUCUCUAACCGUGAUAAUUGGUCUCCUUUUCUCUCUCUAAUUGUCAAAAUUUAUCCCUCUUAUCAUAAUUGGUUAUUUAUAUAUUAACUAGAUCCUGUUAUUCUGGUCUCUCUUAGAUACUUUCAUAUCUAACUUAAUUGGGUUUUUUUUUUCUUUUAUUAGAGAUCUUAUUUUGGUGGAUUAUAAUUGUAUUAGGAGAUCUUUUAUGGGUGUGUUCUAGUUAUAUUGUAUUUGGUAUUUCUGAAUAAUUUUUUAUUUUAUAUAAAUGGAAAUUCAUGGGUUCAUCCCUGGUUCUAUGAUGGUGUUGAUGUUCCAUGAUUAGUUGCGCAUUCCCUUUUGAAGGGCACCUAUGCCAUAAAAUAUUUGGGUAGACUUGAAGGUAGGCUUUCAUAUUAACUUUUCAAUAAUCUAUGACUACGCAUGGAGAGUGGAAAUUCUGAUUGGUUGAGAGCGAAUUGAUUGGUUGCCCUAGCUUUCAUGGGUGAGAGAAAUUGGCAACAACAGGGAAAACUUGAUGGGGACGGAAUUCAUUGGAACUCGCUUUAAAGAAGAAGUCAAGAAACUCCCUGAAAUUACAAGUUGCUUGUUAGAUACAUUUUCUAACUUGAACAGGAUCCUUUCUGAUGGUGCAAUGGCUCUCGAAGGUGUGGUGGAUUCCUCUACUCCACAAGUGACGCGGGCAAAUGUUGAAUCCAGCAUUGUUGAUGGGGCUACUGAUGAUGGAGUGAAGUUCACCCGUUCCCUAAGGAGCAGGUCUUGCAUUAAUUAUGGGCAAUUUUAUAAUAGCUCAGACGAUGAAUUGGACACCAAACGACCUGUUCAGGAUAACUUCUCAAGGCAUUCCCGACAAAGUGACGAACUCUCAAGCUGUACAGGACAUCAGAAGGUUUCAGGAAGGUGGCGUCCAAAAGAAGCAUGCAGGCCUAUAAUUGAUGAUGCUCCCGUCUUCCAUCCUAGUGAACAAGAGUUUGAGGAUACGAUUGGGUACAUUGCAAGCAUCCGCCAUAUAGUGGAACCAUAUGGCAUAUGUCGUAUUGUUCCUCCUUCUUCGUGGAAGCCUCCUUGCCCUUUAAAAGAGAGAAGCAUUUGGGAAAAGGCUAAGUUUGCUACUCGUGUCCAGCAAGUUGACAAGCUUCAAAACCGAGAACCCAUGAGGAAGAAAUCAAGGAACCGUAGUAACAGAAAGAGGAAAAGAAGAAAGCGUUUAAGAACCGCUAUGCCUUGUAGACGUGAUGAUUCGGAUGGCCCUGAAGUUGAUGAACCUGCCUCUGAUGGGGAUGAGAGAUUUGGGUUUCAGUCUGGUUCAGAGUAUACACUAGAAGAUUUUGAGAAAUAUGCAGAUGACUUUAAGGACAAAUAUUUUGGUAUAGAUAGAAGAUGUAAAGGUUCAAGCUCCAGUUGUGAUGAUCCUGAAUUACGGCGGGAGCCAUCUGUUGAUGAUAUUGAAGGAGAAUAUUGGCGGAUGGUUGAGAAACCGACUGAAGAGAUUGAGGUUCAUUAUGGUGCAGAUUUGGAAACUGGAAAAUUUGGGAGUGGGUUUCCUAAAGCAACCUUGGGAUCUCAGACUAACUGCAACAAAUAUGUGAAAUCGGGUUGGAAUUUAAAUAAUUUUUCUCGACUUCCUGGGUCCUUGCUCUCUUUUGAACAUGGAGAUAUUUCUGGGGUUCAGGUUCCUUGGCUGUAUAUAGGGAUGUGCUUUUCAUCAUUUUGCUGGCAUGUGGAGGAUCACCACUUCUAUUCGUUGAAUUACUUGCAUUGGGGGGCUCCAAAAGUAUGGUAUGGGGUAUCAGGAAAGGAUGCUCUGAAGUUGGAGGAGGCCAUGAGAAAGCAUUUACCGGCUUUAUUUGAAGAGCAACCUGAUUUACUAAAUAAACUUGUCACUCAGCUGAGUCCCUCAGUUUUGAAAUUCGAGAACGUGCCUGUGUUUCGAGUUGUUCAAAACUCCGGUGAAUUUGUUCUCACUUUUCCAAGGGCCUAUCACUCUGGCUUCAAUUGUGGCUUUAACUGUGCAGAGGCUGUGAAUGUUGCCCCAGUUGAUUGGUUGCCCCAUGGGCAAAGCGCUGUGGAGAUUUAUAGCGAGCAACGAAGGAAAACAUCAGUUUCCCAUGACAAAUUGCUUCUUGGGGCUGCUCGAGAAGCUGUUAAGGUGCUUUGGGAUUUAUUGAUACUAAAACAAGAUGACCCACAAAAUGAGAGAUGGAGAAGUGUUUGUGGAAUGGAUGGCAUACUAACAAAUGCAGUCCAGACACGUGUAGAGAUGGAGCGUGACAGAAGAGAGUCCCUCUCAGAUCUUUCUCAGACUAGGAAGAUGAGCAAAGAUUUUGAUGCGACCCAAGAAAGGGAAUGUUUUUUUUGUUUCUAUGAUUUGCACCUCUCUGCAUCAGGUUGUGAGUGCUCACCAAAUCGAUUUGCAUGUUUAAACCAUUUCAAGCAACUAUGCUCUUGUGAUUUGAGCAGGACGGUAUUCCUCUUUCGCUACACCAUGAUGGAACUAAACUCACUGAUUAAAGCCUUGGAAGGAGAUAAAAGCGCCAUAGAAUGGUGGGCAUCAAAAGAACUUGGCGUGGUUUUGAAUUCUCAUGAGCAGUCUUUAGAAAUACCAGCUGAAGACAAGUUUGAAGUAGAAAAACCAGUUGAACUCAACUUGGAGGCAUAUUUGGGGAGCACGAAUUCUGAAGAGAUUAAAGCACAGGGAUCUGAGAGGAUGUUGAUUGAUAUAAACUUAAAUGUUCAUGAGGCCAAUUUCCUUGAGCAAAAUCCAGAAUCAGAGAUUUUUAUAGAUAAUAUCCGUUCUGAAGCUCAGGUAAUGGAAGAAAUCCCAGAUAUGAAUAAGCCAUGCACGGGUGAAUAUGAAGACACAGCCCCAAAAUAUGAUAUACCAUCUUCGAGGUUUAUUGAACAUGCCAAGGGAAAACAUAUGGUUCUUAUUGUUCAAGAAACGAAACAGAGAGAGAUUCCUGUCAUGGAAGUCAAAAGAGAAGUGGGUUCUUCAACUUAUGGCAAAAAUGUAGUCUUAGGCUUGCCUGCCUCGUUUGGUAAACAGCGUGUAGUUAGAGAGGGAGCUCGGGUUUCAAAGAAGUUCAUGGAAACCCCAAGACAAUUCACAUGUCUAGAGACUGGUAAUGUUAAAGAUCAUGGAAAAACUGAUAGAGGUCGUGAGGAGUUUGACUUCAUGAGACUAGGUGAACAUGGUGCUAAGUUGGGUUCUGAUCAUCUCACCUCUUCUUUUUUUAACAAAUCUGUUGAAGAAGGCUGUCAUAUAUCUCAUAUUUCUAAUGGACUCCAAGGAUUCAAUUCUGAUGUUGAGCUUCUAGAUCUUGGAAUUGUGGUCCCUGGUAGUCGUUGGUGCAAUGAGAAGACGGCAUUUCCUAAAGGUUUCAGAAGUCGUGUCAGAUUUUUUAGUGUGCUAGAUCCCACGCAAAUGUGUAGCUAUAUCUCAGAAGUCAUUGAUGGUGUAUUUUUGGGGCCUUUAUUCAAGGUGGUGGUAGAGGACUGCCCGACUGAGUCAUUCUCGCACUCCUCUGCCCGGGAUUGUUGGGAGUUGGUGAGAGAGAGACUGAACCAAGAGAUUCUUAGGCAGCGUAGCCUUGGGAAACACAACGUUCCACCUCUGCUUUCCCCUGAGUCUCUUGAUGGCCUCGAAAUGUUUGGGUUUUCUUCUCCUUCAAUAAUUCGGGCAAUCAAAACUCCAAAUCGUGACCACACAUUUUCGGACAAUUGGAGAACAAGGCCAUUGAUUGGUAAGCUUAACUUUGGAGAGGUUGACGUGAAGGAUGUGCAUGAGCCCCAAACCAAGAAGUUGUGCAUUGGCGGCGAACACAUAUUGUACCAAAUUGGAGAGAGCAGCAUCAUGGGCGUAACCGAGAAAACUGUUAUAAGAGAAAAUGAUGUAAAGAAAGAGCAGAGAGGAGGGGGCGAGGAAGAUGAGGUCUCAUUCGAACGGGUUCAGUGUGUGCUCAGAGGGUUGUUUAGUAAGGCAAGCCCUGAUGAAUUGAGACUGAUGCAAAGAGUUCUUGGCAGUGAAAAAUGGAGCUCUGAAUGGAGAGGAGCUUACGGGGCUCUGUUGGAUGAGAUUCAGAGGUUGUAGAGAGAGAGAGAGACAUGGCUUUAUUUAAUGGAGCAAGACUGAUGAAGCUGUGGCAAACUUUCUGCGUGGAUCAUUUACUCAGGACCUGGUUGAGAGAGAGGGAGAGAGAGAGAGAGAGAGAGAGAGAGAGAGAGAGAGAGAGAGAGAGAGAGAGAGAGAGAGAGAGGCCAAGGGUUAGGCUCACUGAUCAAACUUUAGCUUGAUGUACAUUGAACUCCUUGAAUGAAAAUAGAUAAACUCAAAAUGUCUUAAA
Molecule: messenger RNA, 4394 nt
Organism: Amborella trichopoda
Lineage: Eukaryota; Viridiplantae; Streptophyta; Magnoliopsida; Amborellales; Amborellaceae
Source: RefSeq, a predicted model, not a curated record